UCCCGAGCUCGUAUUGGGUGUGUCCGCCCUGUCAAUCAAGACUUGCUCAAUCCGUAAGCUCCGCCCCUUCUGCUCUCGGCUCGAUGCAGCACAAGGACUGUCAACUCACCGCGCAACUUUGCUCAAUCACUGGAUUUUACAUCACUUUUGGAGUACGAAAACUUACUUUUCUGGGGUGUAACGUUAUUGGACCGGCCUCGGGUGCGAUGGAGGUUUAGGAGGGCUGUUUGUCGUUGUAAAGAGUAAGCUUUGGGUCAUAUUUAGCGUUUGAUGGCUGCUGGGGAUGGAGCGCAGCUGCCGGCGACCGUAGCGGCCAGCAGGAGCGUGGAGAAGGCGCUGGAAGAGGCUGCGUCCAGCGGAGCGCUCAUCCUCUCCAACCGCAAACUCAAAGAGUUCCCCCGCACCGCCAAGAACUAUGACCUGUCCGACAUUACACACGCAGACCUGUCAAAGAACCGGCUGUGUGAGGUGCCAGAGGAGGUGUGUCAGUUUGUCUCUUUGGAGACGCUCAGCCUGUACCACAACUGUGUGCGAUCCCUCACGCCCAGCCUGUGCCAGCUGCAAGCCCUCACCUACCUCAACCUCAGUCGAAACCAGCUGUCCAGUCUACCGCUGUCAGUAUGUCAGCUCCCUCUCCUGCGGGUGCUCAUCGUCAGCAACAACAAGUUAUCAGUCAUACCGGCCUCCAUACACACACUCAUACACCUGCGACAACUGGAUGUGAGCUGUAAUGAGCUGCAGUCACUUCCUGUUGAGCUCGGCCAGUUAGAAUGUUUAAGGGAUUUAAAUCUGAGAAGAAAUCAGCUUACAACUUUACCAGAAGAGCUGUCAGAGUUGCCGCUUGUCCGUCUGGAUGUGUCGUGCAACCGCAUAUCGCACGUGCCUGUGUGCUACCGUCAUCUCCGGCACCUCCAAAGCAUCAUUCUUGACAACAACCCCCUCCAAAUGCCCCCGGCCCAGAUCUGCUCCAAAGGAAAGUUCCACAUCUUUAAAUAUCUGAACAUGGAGGCCUGCAAAAGGACUCAGGACCAGUUUGAGAAAGCUCUGCGGCCCACCGCCUUCAACAGCUGUCUGGAACAGGACCUGUUCCCCGGUCAGUAUGGUGGCCUGGAUUCUGGCUUUAACAGCGUGGACAGCGGUAGCAAAAGAUGGUCAGGAAAUGAGUCUGCUGAUGAUUUCUCGGAACGGUCGUUGCGAUUGACGGACAUUUCCCGCGAACACACAAAUUUUCAGGAGGAAGAGGAGAGAAAUAUAUUGCUAGAUACACCCAAAGUGAAUGGAGAACUGGAGCAAGUGGAUUUUAUAGACAACAGUGUAACGGAGGAAGAAGAGGAGAGAUGUCACCCUCCACUUACAGCGCCCCCACAGGAAAAGAGUGAAAGUACCAGCAGCACACCAUCCCAGAGCCCUGAAUCUACAGGCAGCAGGAUAUUUGUGAUUGGAGAUGGUUCAGACUCUGGCUCACCAUCCAGUCCCACUUUAGAGGAGAGAAGGAAACCUGGAAACCUGCUCAUCUGGCAGGAGAGAGAGAGAGCCCAACAGCAGAGAGACCGAGCUAGCACUUUGCAGAAGAUGACUGUAAAAACAGGAAGUAACUUGGCCACCACGACAAAGCACGGAGGAACAGGAAGUUUUUCAGUUGGUGAUUCUGAUAGCAACUCUCCACCCAAUGGCCUGAAGCAGAGAUGUGCAAGUGUAGAUCAGGUUUCUUCAUCCUCUCAAUCAGGUUCUUUACAACGCUCCAUCAGUCGCACAGAUGCGUCCUAUGUGAAGCCCUGUUCUCCUACAGGUUCUGCUCCCAAACCCAACAGCUUCUUAUUCCGCACAUCCUCACGCUGCAAUGUCAAGACUGGAUCAGGAAACAGUUUGGCGGAGUCUGGCCGCAGUGAAUCCCGCUCCACACUCAGAUCCCCUCGAGAGGAGAGAACAGACGUCCUGCAACUGCGCAAAACUCUGGAGUCACGUCUGAAGAUCUCUCUGGCUGAGGAUCUGGGAGAGGCGUUGUCCAAUGGCACAGUUCUCUGCCAGUUGGCCAAUCACGUGCGACCUCGUUCUGUGUCAAUCAUCCACAUCCCCUCACCGGCAGUGCCAAAGCUGAGUGCUGCCAAGUGCCGCCUCAAUGUCGAAAACUUCAUUGCUGCAUGUCGUAGACUGGGAAUCCCUGAGAUGGAGUUGUGUUUAGCGUCUGAUAUCCUGUGCAGUAAGCUAUCUGCAGUGCACCGCUGUGUGACGGCGCUCCUGGCAAUGGCAGGAGGAGAGGAGGAGGUGAACGAGGACAACAGCGGCACCUCUCCCUCUGUCUCUCCUUCCUCCCCUUUUUCCACCGGCUUCCUGCUCUUCUACUCUCUCCUCAUGGCUUUGCUCUAUCUGUUCUACUGCCACCUUAUAGCAUAGAGUGAGCGAGUAUCAAUGUGCAAAUGUAAUGGAUUUUAAAGUCCAUCAUCUCUGUACUGUGUACACUGUCACACACACCGUUGACGCUGUCUGACAUAUAUAUAUAUCAGAGCGAAUUCCUUACCCAUAAUGCCUUUCAGCUUACACGUUAAAGCUCCCUACAGAUAUCUUAAAAGGUUAGUUGUAGGACUUCAGAACUUCAUUUUUGUAUAACUAGUGAAAUAUUGAAAUAUAUUGCAAAUUAUCAGAUGUCUUGAUCAAAUAUCCAAAUUUUUCCACACCAAAAUGCUCAUAAACUGCUCAUUAAUGGCCACAUACCGCUUUUUCUAUAGAGGAUGUGGAAUUUAUCUGUACAUAGACAUGGUUUCCACUAAUGAAGGGCUUUUCCACCUGAUUGCCUUAGAAUCGCUGUUGAUCCCAGGAUAGUUUAUACACCUCUAGUGGUCUUUGCAAAGGAUCUUGUUAUCCUAAGAGUUUUAAAGCACUGGCACAAAUUCCCCAUCCCUUUUUUUUUUUUUUUUAUCUCUUGAAGGGCUUUAAAAUGGCUUGUAUUUGGUCCUCAUCGAAGUGCCUCAGAAGCUUGUAGGUUCCUUCUGUUCACGCAGCAGUGCAAAUGAGUUUGUAGCAUCUGGUAAACAGUCUGUUUAACAGUGGAUAACAGUGUGGUGAUGGUACUUCUCAGCUGAAUUUGGUUUAAUUUGCACGUUGUGGGAAUCUGUUAGGGUCAGGGCUGAGUGGACUAUUUCACUUUCCUUUUCUUGUUUUGUUGACUGUGACCAUCAGAGGGCAGUGCUGUUACUAAACUGUUCCUUAAACACUUUUUGACGGUACUAAUAUGAUUCAAAGCUGUGUAAACUUGUUACUUUUUUUUUUUUUUUUUGAAUGUUCAUUUUGGUUUUCUUGAGAGCAUCUUUAAUAUAAUUCCUAUAUGCAAACAGUUGAGGAUUAAGUUAUUGUUUCAGUUUAUUUAUGUUCUGCCGAAGCAGCAUUUGGUGGAAACCCAGUCUCACUGAGCACAUUACGGAAAUUAGACUAAUUAAAUUGAACAGAUUAAAUGAGUAAUACAUCUCUGAUUAAGCUGGAAAAAAAUUGUGGACAUUUAGUUGUUUUUUUUUAAAUUCAUGGAUGCACAAUAUCGCAAAAUAAUUUUUUUUUUUUUAAAUUAAAGAUGAAAUGGUUGUGAGUCAUGCUUCUCCACAGCCUUCCUGAUUCUAAAUGUGGCCGUAGUGGUUUUGUAGUCCUGUAAUGUGCCAUGAGCACCCAUCUUCCCCGGUGCUGUAUGCUGAUGUUGCUUUUGUAUUCCGUGCCUACUUAAUGUGAUUUAGAAGCUUUGCCGACAGUUUACUAACGAGCAGCCUCUCAUCUGGAGAGAACGAUAAGAGGAGAGAGAGAGACUGGGAAAUAAGGCUAGGUGAAGGGAUAUGCUGUAACUAGUUACCAAUGCACCAUCUCUCACCUAACGAUGUCUUAAACAUAUUUUAAGAGGGUUUGUUGAGGAGUUAAGUAAGUUGAUGAGGUUUUAUAAUAUUGUACAUUGUUGUCAAUGCUAAAGCUAAUCAUAAUAGAGAUUUUCAUUUAAAAUGUCCACUCUGAUAAUGAACUCAGACUUCACGUUUAGCACAGAUAGACCUCCUCGCAUUGCUCGAGAGGCUUCAGCCAUAUGAAAUAGGGAUUGUGAUGUGUUAUAUGUUGAAGGAUUUUACAGAGGACGACAUACAUACGCUAGACUCAGUUUAGAAGGCACUAGAUCUACAUGAAUGUUUCCGUCCAAAUGUUACCUAGUGGAAGCUGUUGCAACACAUGAAACGUAUUUUGUAAUAUUUAUAAAAUACUGUGUAUUUAAGAAGUUAAUGAGUUUAUAUUGAUAUAAAGAUUUGUUUUGUCUGUAAAGAAAUUAUUAAAAAACUGAAACAUU
Onychostoma macrolepis is the source of this 4309-nucleotide messenger RNA. It is a transcript of the gene lrch4, whose product is annotated as leucine-rich repeats and calponin homology (CH) domain containing 4. Bases 271 to 2394 code for a protein of 707 amino acids. Gene Ontology annotation, molecular function: protein binding. Lineage: Eukaryota; Metazoa; Chordata; Actinopteri; Cypriniformes; Cyprinidae. The transcript has 18 exons. The record is from RefSeq and is a predicted model, not a curated record.